CACAGGCCCCCUUCUUUUCUUAUGGCACAUCAAGCAUAUAUACUUCUUGCUACUCUAAAUUACUUCCCAAACAAAACCUAGGCAUAAUAUACCGUCUCUGUCUGACAGAACCACAAAAGAAACUUUAACCAAAAUAGCAUAACUACAAUUUACAUUAAACUUGGACCUAAACACUACUACCAAGGAAACAAAAUAAAAUGGAUUAGGUAGAAUUACCACGUCUCUUGGUUUAUAUUAUUCGUGACAAUUUGCUUGCUUCUUCUAAAGUCUAGACACUCACUUUAAUACACAUCCACCGACACAACAUCACUUCCCCCCACAAAUCUCCAUUCCCAUACUUGUCUUGUCUGUGCACUCAACAACUGGAUUUUUUGCCUUGCUGUUUGAUAUUGACAUCCGAAGGCGUUGUGGUCAAUACAACUGGACUUUGCAUUACUCUUAGAUAUUGACAUCCGAGGGGUUUUGCCGUUUUGGUAUCAUGAUUUCAUAGAAAGCUUAAGCCCCUCCACGAAGCUCACGUGCCUCAGGAGUUGGGAGCCAGAUUGACUCGCGAGUCUACCAUAAGUUACGUAUCAAUACCAAGUUUACCGCAUAUUGCUGGUCUUGAAUUCGGAGCCCUAGUUGACUUUAACCUUAUCUUCGGUCAAAAUCAAUUUAAUAAUAGUCCGCGUAGCAUAAGAUCAAUUGUGCCCCCAGCAACAGCCUCAAACUUCACACUGGCUGAUUCUGUGUUCCUGAGAAAUGGAAAAUUCAUGGGCUUUUUCUUUGUUUGCUAUUCUCUUGUUUGCUGUGGGUUCAGAGGGGCAAUUGGCACCAAGUGAGACUCGAAUUCUGUUCCAAGUUCAAAAGCUUCUCGAGUAUCCACAACUUCUUCAAGGAUGGACAAACUGGACAAACUUCUGCUACCUCCCAUUCUCACCUUCUCUCAACAUUAUCUGCUCAAAUAAUCGAGUGAUUCAGUUAAAAAUAGUUGGAAACAAGACCUCUCCUGCAUCUCAAACCCACAAACCAAAAUUUUCAAUUUCAAAUCAAACUUUGUCUGACAAGUUUGAUAUUGAUGCAUUCUUCACUGUCCUAACAAAACUUUCAAGAUUGAAAGUAUUGUCCUUGGUGUCAUUAGGAUUGUGGGGUGCGUUACCUGCAAAGAUCAAUAGAUUUGAGUCCCUUCAACUGCUCAACAUAAGCUCAAACUUCAUUCAUGGGGAGAUUCCAUAUGAGAUCACAACCAUGACGACUCUCACAAGUCUUGUUCUAGCAGAUAAUUUGUUGAAUGGGAGUGUACCUGACCUUAAAGGAUUGUCAAUUCUUCAAGACUUGAAUCUGGGUUUCAACCAUCUUGGACCUGAAUUUCCUUCAAUGACCACUAACGUUGUAAGUAUUACAUUGAACGACAACUCCUUUAGAUCUGAAAUUCCUUUGUCACUCAAAAACUUCAAGCAGCUUCAACAACUAGAUAUCUCUGCAAAUAAUCUUAUUGGACCAAUUCCAUCUUUCCUCUUCUCUUUGCCAUCACUUGUGUUCCUUAAUGUGGCUCAGAACCAAUUCAGUGGGGCACUCUCCAUGAACCUAACUUGCAAUGCUGAGCUUGAAUUUGUAGACAUCUCCCAUAACCUUUUGAUAGGGAAAUUGCCUUCCUGUAUUGGAUCAAAGUUUUCGAAUCGGACAGUCGUUAGCACUUGGAACUGUCUGUCCAUUGCAAAUUCAAAGUAUCAGCAUCCAUACUCAGUUUGUCACAAAGAAGCAUUGGCUGUGAAGCCUCCAAUCAAAACUGAUAUGAAGCGACAAUCUAAAGUCAAACUAGGCCUCCUAAUUGGUAUCAUUGGAGCUGUUGUGGUCAUAGCAGGUGUUGUUGGGUUCUUGAUUCUGGUCUUUAUUAGAAGAUCACAUAGAACAAAUGGUGAUGAGUACAAAGUUGAGAGAUUUAUUCCUCAAACACCUGUUAGCAGCUUCCCAAAGUCCAUGAUCAUCAAUUCCAGGCGUGUGCCUCAGACAAUGAGGUCGGCGGCAAUUGGUCUGCCACCCUAUCGAGUUUUCACACUGGAAGAGAUGGAACAAGCAACAAACAAUUUUGACCCAUCAAAUUUCUUGGGCGAAGAGUAUCAGGGACAGCUUUAUAAAGGUUCACUGAGAGAUGGCUCUAUAGUUCUUGUGAAAUACCUGAAACUAAAGCAGAGAAAUCUCCAUCAAAGUCUAAUGCAGCAGAUGGAAGUAUUAUCAAAGCUAAGGCAUCAACAUUUGGUCAGUGUUCUUGGACACUGCCUGGUGACUUACCAGGAGCACCCAAAUUCUGGUGGCAAUACUAUCUUUGUUGUUCAUGAACAUAUCUCCAACGGAUCACUAAGGGAUUAUCUAACCGAUGGAAGAAAGAAGGAGAUAUUGAAAUGGCCACAAAGAAUGGGAAUUAUCAUUGGUGCUGUAAGAGGAAUUCAGUUCUUGCACACAGGAGUUUCAUCUGGUAUUUUUGGAAAUAAUUUGAAGCUUGACAACAUUUUGUUGGAUGAGACACUCACUGCAAAACUUAGCAACUACAAUAUUCCCUUGCCCUCCAAGGUUGGCUCGGAAAGUCCCCUACAUGGACGGGAGAUCUCCAAUCAUCCAAGCAGCCCCAGGAGAGCAGAGAAGGAAGACGUUUAUCAGCUAGGCAUUAUCCUGCUUGAAGUGAUAACAGGAGAACCAGUGAACUCCCCCAGACAGUUGGAUGAAGUGAAGCUUCAGCUGCAAAAGGCCUUAGUAGAAGCACCUUCGAAGUUACGUGGAGUCGUAGAUUCAUCAAUGAAGGGAACCUUUGCCUAUGAAUCCCUAAGAACAACUGUUGACAUUGCUAUCAACUGUCUCUCCAAGGAACCCGGCCUUCGCCCUUCGAUUGAAGACAUCCUUUGGAACCUUCAAUACUCAUUUCAAGUUCAGGAAGGAUGGACAAGCAGUGGAAACCUUAGUACACAAAUGUAACCAUUAAACUUUCUUGAUUAAAAACUCAAUUUCCCUUACAAAUUAAGUACCUCGCUUAAAUGUUCAUUUCUAGUAUAUUUUUACAAAAUACAUAUAGAUGAUUGAUGAUUGAUGAUUGA
Tripterygium wilfordii is the source of this 3068-nucleotide messenger RNA. RefSeq names its product probable LRR receptor-like serine/threonine-protein kinase At1g14390. Bases 742 to 2949 code for a protein of 735 amino acids. Gene Ontology annotation, cellular component: membrane. Gene Ontology annotation, biological process: protein phosphorylation. Lineage: Eukaryota; Viridiplantae; Streptophyta; Magnoliopsida; Celastrales; Celastraceae. The record is from RefSeq and is a predicted model, not a curated record. Gene Ontology annotation, molecular function: protein kinase activity; protein binding; ATP binding. The transcript has 7 exons.